Molecule: messenger RNA, 1662 nt
Organism: Fomitopsis serialis
Lineage: Eukaryota; Fungi; Basidiomycota; Agaricomycetes; Polyporales; Fomitopsidaceae
Product: MFS general substrate transporter
Exons: 20
Coding region: 1-1662 (553 amino acids)
Biological process (GO): transmembrane transport
Molecular function (GO): transmembrane transporter activity
Source: RefSeq, a predicted model, not a curated record
AUGGCUUCUCACCCUGCUAUAAGCUCUGCCCUUGGCUCGGACUCACCACCAGACCAACUCCUCAACGAAAAGGAGACUGAGUUGAAGCUAGAGACAACAUCGUACGAGCGUCCCGCGUCCGAUAUCAGCACAUUCGAACUGUUCUCGUACCAUGAACGCAAUGCCGGACGCCUCGUGAUCGAUCCAGAGGAAGCGAGACUAGAGUUUGGCGACGAAGUUGCGAAGAAGCUGAAGUUGUCAGAAGACGGAACCUUAGUCCUUUGGCCACAGCCAACAGAUGAUCCUGAAGACCCCCAAAUUACUGCACGCAAGAACUUCCAGCUACUGGUCAUCACGUUAGCGGCUAUCGUGCCGGAUUUCGACUCCGGGAUAGGCGUGGCGGCUAUCUAUGGACUUGCCCGUCAAUACGACACCACGACAGGACAAAUCAAUAACUUGACGUCCAACUGGAGCAUCUUUCUACUCGCCUGGGGGACCAUCUUUGCUGUCAUGCUGAUCCGUCGCUUUGGUCGACUGCCGGUACUUUUCUGGUCCCAGGUACUAGCGCUUGGGUUUCUGGUAGGAUGCACAUUCGCUCCAAACUUAGCAACCUUCACCGCGAUGCGCUGCUUGACGGCGUUCUUCGGAACGUGUCCGCAAGCAUCUGGUUUGUACGCUGUGACCGACAUGUACCCCUUCCAUCUGCAAGCACGUAAGCUGAACAUCUGGACCAUGGGGUUCUUAGUAUCACCGUUUCUAUCGCCAUUCCUGUUCGGCUUCUUAUGUGCGCGUACGAGCUGGCGCUGGGCAUACGGGAUAGGUUCAAUGUACAGUGCUAUCGUUGUGUUCCUCAUCGCGGUGUUCGGCGAAGAGACCAUGUACGACCGCACGUUACGCAACCCAUGCCCAAUCCCGCGCCCGAAGUCGCGCCUACAGUGGAGAAUAGAGACUCUCAUCGGAGUCACAGGCGCUAAGAUGGCGCGUUUCCGUGCGAGCUGGCGAGAAGCGGUGCUUGCGUGUGCAGAUCUCAUUUGGAGGCCGCACUUGCUUGGUGUUCUACUGAUGGAGGGAAUGUUAUUCGGGUUCGCGAGUGUAGGACUGAAUACGACUAUGGUAGUCUUUCUAGGUCUUCCCCCUCCUAAUGGUUACGGGUUCAGCGAGAUUGGGAUUGCGGGCACGUAUGGGACACCAAUAGUCGGUGUUCUAAUCGGCGAGCUGCUAGGUCGAUAUUUCAACGACUGGGUAAUGAAUUUCUGCACUAGGCGCAACAAGGGCGUCUUCGAGGCUGAGAUGCGACUCUGGACCAUUUACGUCGCUAUUCCCCUGUAUAUCUGUGGCUUCGUGACCAUAGGCGCAGCCUUACAAGAGACGCUGAGCGUCGGGGCGUUGGUCAUGGGAUGGGGUAUUGCCAUGGUAUCGAACAUGAUCUGCACCGUGGCAGUCUAUGCCUACUGCAAUGACUGCUUCCCCACGCGACAGGGUGAGAUAUCGGCCCUGAUCAACUUCGCGCGUACAAUCGGGGGUUUCUCGGUCGCCUACUUCCAAGUCCCAUGGGCGGAGAAGAACGGGGCGUUGCAAACCUUCGGCGUGGAAGCCGCGGUCGUGACUGGCCUCUUUAUCUUGAUUGUGCCUGCAUUGCAGCUGAAAGGGUCCUACCUGAGGAGGAGGUUCUCGGUCAUGUGA